ACAGCGUUUAAAGUCUUCGAGAACGGGAUCGGUCCCGAUGAGCAUUGUGUAUUCCCACUUUCGUUGUUUCGGCUGGAGGUCGCCGUUCCGCCAGCUGUCUCGUACAAAAGGGUGAAAUGAGGUCGCGGCCGGCGCGAAAUGAUGCGUAGGGACGCGUGGCGGAACGCGAGGGGCUUCCGCUUUUUCGACGGCAAUCUAAACAGCUUCGCCAUCCGAGUUAAUUCUGCUGUAGUUCCAUCGUGGUUUUCGUAAUUGCACAAUUUGAUCUGAAAACAUUUACAUUGCAAAUUAAACGAUUCGAUUUGAGUUGUGUUAAUUGUUAGUAUGCAUCUACGUUCUCUAAACGAUUUCCUUUUGCGCGUCAAACCAUCGCCGACGCUUUCGGCGUGUUCAUAUCGAAGCCAGAGACCGCGCGAAAAGACAAAAAUUGCUAAAUAUACGCGUGCGAGACAAUUUCGUCUGCCGGUGGUAGCUUCCUGAAUGUCAGAAGUUGUAAGUUGGCGUAGUUCCCUCGUAACCCAGGAUCAUCGAAAAAUAGACGAUUAACAAGAGAUCGAGCCGAGCUUUCCGUAUCGAGAUGUAACCGUCCGCCGAGGCGUGGACUUCAAGGAUCAUUACAACAUCCAAUCCGAGAUCGGCCGAGGGAAAUUUGGCACCGUCUAUCGAUGCAAGGAGAAAGCAAGCGGACUGAUGCUCGCCGUGAAGGUGGUGAACACCGGGAAGAAGGAGGACAGGCGGGCGGUCGAGCGAGAAGUUGAAAUUAUGAGACGACUGCAACAUCCCAGACUUAUUCAGCUGUACGAUGCUAUCGACACUGGGAAACAGAUAUACGUUAUUUUGGAACUGAUCGAAGGUGGCGAACUGUUCGAGAGGGUGAUAGACGAGGACUUCGUGUUGACCGAGCGCAGUUGCGCCGUCUUCAUGCGACAGAUCUGCGAGGGCAUCGAAUUCAUUCAUCGGCAGAACAUACUGCAUCUCGAUCUAAAGCCGGAGAAUAUACUGUGCCUGACUAAAGAGGGAAACAGGAUUAAAAUCAUUGAUUUCGGCCUCGCGAGGGAGUACGACCCGAAGAAGAAGUUGCAGGUUCUAUUUGGCACGCCGGAGUUCGUUGCACCGGAAGUCGUAAAUUUCGAUCAGAUUGGUUUCGGCACCGACAUGUGGAGUAUAGGCGUCAUCUGUUACGUACUGUUAUCCGGCCUGUCUCCGUUCAUGGGUGACACGGACAUCGAGACGAUGGCGAACGUUACCAUCGCCAAGUACGACUUCGAUCAUGACGCCUUCACUAACAUAUCCGAGGAAGCGAAGGACUUCAUCCGGGGUCUCCUGGUCAAAGACAAAGAAAAACGAUUGUCGGCCACGCAAUGCAGGGAACAUCGUUGGUUGACGAGAAAGACGAGCAAGCAGCAGGUCGAGGAAGCGGCGUUGCAGCCGAACCCCGUUACCGAAACAGUCACGCAAAUCCCGCAGAUCUCGCGGGUGCUGGUUAACAACAACAACAACAACAACGUGGACGAGUUGGACGUGACCAAGGAUAACCUGAGACUGUUCGUUGAACGUUGGCGAGAGCAUCCCGACAGUCCUUACAUGAUCGAUCUCCCUCAGCUUGGUAUCUCCUCGCUGAUGCACGAUCACGAAGAACUAGUGUCCCUUCAGGGUCACAGUCCAUCCCCUUGCGCGAGUAUUUGCAGCACACCCUCGGAAACCACGGAAAUACCUUCCUUGGACAGCCAGAGUUUCCUGACGGUGCCCAGCUUCGGUUUCGAGAGGAGAGCUUCGGAAGGAGUCACAAUGGAGAAACCUCGCAGCGAUCCAGCCAGUCAGAUCGUCCUCGCCGAAGAGAUCAUCAAGCUGUCCGAGCAUUUGAGGGCCAUAGCUAUGGGCACGUGCCUGAAGUCCAACGAGGAGUCAGCGGACAGCAAGAAAACCACGGAGAAGCUUGAGGAAAAUACGACGAGCAAUCGCAACGGUGUGCAUUCGAGGAGCAACGGAGUGGUCACGACGGAUGAGUCCAACGAGAUCACUCAGAAGCUAUCUAGCAUAAUGAGACAUAGGAAGCUGAAUGGAACAACGUUUCACAGUAGCCGCAGCUUCGACAGGUUUUCGGAGACGAAUACCUCGAAUAUAUUCGCGUCUUUGAAGAAAGCGAAGCAAAACGGGGAGGGCAAGAGUUCGGAGGUAAAGACAGAUGAAAGGACAGUUCAAGAGGAAGUUGUAACGGGACCUAACAGCUUUGCAGCGGAGACCUCGCAGGAGACGACGGAGGACGCGGCGAGCAGUGAGCCGGUUAGAAUAUACGCCGAAGGUGAGAUGGACCUGACGCCACCAUGGCGACGUUCCCGGGUGAAGCACGUGUUUGGGGAGACCAGUCGAGACGUUCCCCGAAUCUCCGGGCUGCGUAAUCUGCACAAGAAUCUGAAUCUCGACGAGCCGACCAGCAAGGAUCUGUUGCUCCAUUUGCUGGAGGAAUGGGACGAAGUGGCUACCAGGCCGUCGAGUGUAGGCAGGAAAUCGGUGAGCGUUGACUGGUGUGGUCAGGAAUCGGUUGCCAGGAAGACGAUGAACUCCCUAGCUGAGUAUUUCCAGUCGAAGCAACAGAAAUCGAGCUCGCCCAACGGGAACCAGUCCGCGUCGAAUUCGAUACAUCGUUGAAAAUACGUCCAGAACAUCCCAGGAUGAAGCUGACGACGGCGAACGAUUCGUUCCUCGGCGGAGAGUUCUGGAAAAUGAGGAACGUUGAAUGAUGGAGAAUGGUAUCGGUGGAUCGUUUGAUACGUGUAGUUUCUCCGCUCGGGAGAUCUACAUAAGGAAAAUGGUUUUCGUGUAUGUAGAGUAGUAACUUCAUGGAGACUACGGGGGAAGGCUUUUGAAACUUGCUUUGUACUGAAUUGAGAAUUGGUCUUUGAAUAAAGUAGUCUCGUUGAAUAUCCUUUUCGAGCCUCUGUCUCCCUUUGAACGCGCGUGCUAUUGGAUUUUUGGCGAUAAAUUUCUAGACUGUGGGAAGGCAACCGCGUCAAAUGAUUAUUGCUGCUAGAAGUUCGACUGAAGAAUCGAGAACUACUUCUGUUUAUUGUGUAUAAUAAAUGUGCACGCGUAACUGUACGCAUUAUUUAUAUGUUAAGCUAAAUUAUAUAAUAAUUACACGCUUGUGUAACGAUCUUUCACACGGAUCACAUAGGGAUCAUAUGUCUGUGCAUAUAUUCUUGUUGUAUUGUAUUAUUUAUAUUAUAUGUUUAAUAUAAAAGAUCGUGAAACGUAUAGCCUCAAUAAUUUUAUUUCACAAGUUCCUCUAGUGGUCACGGAGAUGACCGGGAAAAUCGAUUUGUACCGAUCUAAGUAUCGACGUCAUAAUUCAUCGGAAUCAAGGAUUCAGGGUGGAUACUAGAUUGGCCCAACUCAAAUUUCUUGGUUUUAAGUAGAUUGUAGUUUGGUCUUGUCCACAUUGUUUGAACCAUGUUUGCCAGUCUUAAGUUGUAGUUUUAACUGGCUCAGUCUAUAUCAAUAUUAAUCAGCCUAAUUGAAUCGGCACUGAAGUGAAUUCUAACAAUAAUGCAAACCUAACACACUCAAGAAAUAUCUAACUGAAAAUCUAACAAACUAUUUGCUUUGUUCAAAACAGCGAAGGUACGUCUCUUAUUAAAUAAGUUUUUAGUUAGAUGAAAGAUUACUGAAACGGGAGCUUACCC
Molecule: messenger RNA, 3683 nt
Organism: Nomia melanderi (Alkali bee)
Lineage: Eukaryota; Metazoa; Arthropoda; Insecta; Hymenoptera; Halictidae
Source: RefSeq, a predicted model, not a curated record